Molecule: messenger RNA, 1260 nt
Organism: Wallemia ichthyophaga EXF-994
Lineage: Eukaryota; Fungi; Basidiomycota; Wallemiomycetes; Wallemiales; Wallemiaceae
Exons: 7
Coding region: 1-1260 (419 amino acids)
Source: RefSeq, a predicted model, not a curated record
AUGCCAUCAUCUAGGCGAAAUCCCCGCGACGCUCAAUCUCAGCCGCCUCACCUACGUCCAAUCAGUCGCAACAAGAGCAACCAAGGAGCACCCAAGUAUUUUAUGGCCGUUUUAGUCGAAAUCAUCGAAAGUGCUACUUGCGGUGUCGAAUUCUGUUGUGCAAAGCGACAUGGGAUAAUGUUUGACAGAUCAAACGAGGCACUCAUGAUCACUCUCCUCAGCAACUUCGACGCUAAGAAGGAUCCAAUGGCUAGCUUCCUCCGCCAAUGCCAAAACCACCUCGUCUCAGCUUCGUUUUGCGAUUCUGGUCAAUGCGUUAGAAAACGCAACAUCAAACAGAAACCGAGCUAUAGGAGCAUCGAUAUCAUGUUCAAGUUUCCCCGUUCCCUCAAUUUGAUGAGUUUAGAAGGGAGGAAUAAAGUACUCUGCUUAAAGUCUGGCACCACUAGAGCUCCAGAAGACCAAGGUCGCUCGCUCCUCACCAAGCAAGCACGCCAGAGUCGGAUGGAGAAAGAGAAAGUCAAGGAGAAGGAAAAGAAGAAUGACGGUAUUUGUAUUAGCCCAAGUGCUUCAGAUAUGGGUAAAGGCAAAUUUAAGGUUUGGGAGGAUGUUCCGGAGGUGGACGCACCUGGUUUACCCACUCUGCCACAUGAUAGCUCAGAUCUUUCUGAACCUCCCUUGCCUUCCAUCCCCAGUUAUUCCAAAGGUAAGAAGAAGCAGGAUCAGAAGCAGAAACAACCAAACAACUUCCGUAGGAGGGUAGAAGCAGAAUUUGAGCGUAGAAGAGCAGCUGCAGAACCAGACGAUCAUGAAGCCAUGUUCAAUCACGCACUCGCUCCUGACAUUGAAAGUCUCGGUGUGACGAUAAGUGAGGAAGAUUCCGCACGACAACUUGCUCGGUUGCUGCGUGUUUUAAACUCAAACACACUCUACGACGACGGCAGCUGUGUAUUUGGGAGUAGGGUAGUGGAUAACCUAGAGAAUGUAGCUGAGAGCGUUGAUAUGAUGACGCGGGUGCCGUCAUCGUAUUUGCCUCAUAUGUCAGCACCUAUUUGGGACAGCUCACUCGGUUUAUUUCCAGAUACAGGUACGUAUGAUGAAUAUGAUAACUACCAUAACACGGGCUUGGAUGAUAUUUGGGAGGAUAUUAUGCUCACCAGAUACGGUGGCGAUGGCUUUCAGACGCAGAUAAUAACGAGACAGCAACGCAGAGAGACGGCGAGGACGGGUACACCAACCACGCCGUUUUACUUUUUUUGA